AUGUUGCCCCAUAUGAUUCCAUUCGCCGUCAAUGGCUUCGCUAAUGGUCAAAGACAGCUGUUACCUCCGUUAUUCAAAUCAGAACCAAUUACAAUUCAACAAUCAGGGCAUAUAGAUCAAGAGUUAUCUCCAGUGUUGUACCAACAGCUGCAACCGUUUCCUAUGACGCAUACGCAGCAGUAUGGGAGCAUACAACAGCCUAUGAUUCCACUGGGAGAGCAUUACGGAGGCUACAACCAGCAGGUCUAUAGCCAACAGAAACCCGGAUAUUCACAUAUCCACUACAAUUCUAAGAGAAAGACUAAAUCGUUGCCCAUGAUAGGCAAGUUCCAUUCCAACCAGAUUAUUACAUCUAAUCAUUCUGGGAUUGGACCACAAUUGACUGCACUGGUCACUAAUUCCAAUAGAUCUAGUGGUUCUUCAGAGCAUAGGUCUUCACGGAAGAUGGGGCUGACAGGGGGAUUAGGAUCUAGUGCGUCAGGGGGGUCAGGGGAGUCAGGGGGGUCAGCUAGUGGACCCAAUGACACUCUGAAGAUAAACUAUCCUAUUCAGAAAUUGACUCCUACCACUCUGUCAUUUAUUCCUAUUGACAAGUUCAACUUAUUGAAAGAAAUCAUAUAUCCUCUGGUAGAAAUUAAGAGGUACACCACUUCCACUAUAGAUCCAACAAGGCAUUACUUAACUGUUUUCCAGUAUCCAAUCAACAACCAUUGGGUUAUUUGGGACUAUGAAACUGGCUUUGUUCAUUUGACCGGUGUAUGGAAGGCUUCAAUGAGUGCUGACUAUAUAAAAAGCCAUGCAAAGGCUGAUAUAGUGAAGUUAUUAGAGUCAACUCCAAGACAGUAUCAUCAACAUAUUAAGAGAAUUAGAGGUGGGUUCUUGAAGAUUCAAGGAACAUGGUUGCCCUUCGAUUUGUGCCGAAUCUUGGCGAGAAGAUUCUGUUAUCAUAUUAGGUACGAGUUAAUCCCACUAUUUGGAAUUGAUUUCCCAGAUUACUGUCUAAAUCCGAAUGAUAAGGGAUUUGGGGAAUUGAGGCUCGAUGAGGCUACUGGUGUCGCUGUUGCUGUACCUGAAGAGAGCACUUUCAAUGCACUGGAGCCACGGAUUAUCCUUGACUCUAAUGUGAGUGGUCUUGCUACUGCUGGCCAUAGCAAGAUUAAAAAGCAUUCGAAAGCUAAUAAGAAUAGCCGGAAACAUGAGAAGAGAAAUAAGCUAUUACUGGGCGAAAAGGAGAAUCAUGUCUUAGCUCAAACAUCGCUUCCUCUGUUGGCACCGCCUCUUGUGCCUUCAGUCGCAACUCCGGCCACAAGUCCCACCCAGUUCAAUGACUCUAUUGGGGGCUUUAUCGUUGCUACACCCAAUACAAAGCCACGUAUGCUUGAACCCGCUACUCCUUUAAACCGGCUAACCUCCAAUAUCAGUCCCUCGUCCAAUUCUAGGCAUAUGUCUUAUAGUGACAUGGUUGAUAUAGUCAAUGCCUCUAAGUGUCUACAAUCACUCAGCAACUCAAAUCAAGUUUCCCCUAUUUCAGUCGAUGAAAAUAAUCGUAAUUCAUUGAGGCAAAACAACUACAUUGCAACUUCUGAUUCCUCAAAUCGCUCUAUCAAUGAUAGCUCAGAUGGAAUACUGUCUAUUUUGCUUGCUGCUGGAGUUAGCGACGACUCUCCUGUUCGAAAUGGAGCCGAACACAAGCAAAGUACAAGAGUCAGUGUGAGUAUAAAUGAUUUAUUAACUUAG
Molecule: messenger RNA, 1737 nt
Organism: Priceomyces carsonii
Lineage: Eukaryota; Fungi; Ascomycota; Pichiomycetes; Serinales; Debaryomycetaceae
Exons: 1
Coding region: 1-1737 (578 amino acids)
Cellular component (GO): MBF transcription complex; SBF transcription complex
Molecular function (GO): DNA binding; transcription regulator activity
Source: RefSeq, a predicted model, not a curated record